Dentiscutata heterogama is the source of this 649-nucleotide messenger RNA. The record is from the annotation of a GenBank genome assembly. Lineage: Eukaryota; Fungi; Glomeromycota; Glomeromycetes; Diversisporales; Gigasporaceae.
GUGUGGCCCAGGGACAUGGUCAUUUGAUAUUGCAACCACGUAUCCAUUGACUGAGAUUAUUGGAAUAGAUAUAUCUUCGCACCAACCAACUCAAAUUAAACCCAAUAAUUUUGAGUUCAUUAAAGCAAAUGCUCAAGAAAGAUUACCAUUUGAUGAUAACACUUUUGAUUUUGUAUUUCAACGGCUUUUGGUUCUCGGACACACUAAAGAGAAGUGGCCAAAAGUAAUAAAUGAGUUUGUCAGAGUUUUAAAACCAGGUGGAUUCUUAGAAUUAUGCGAAUCUUCCAUUCCAUUUGAUGCAGGACCAGCUACUCAACGUAUAUGGAAUGCCGAAGCUGAAAUAUUAAUGGAACAAGGAAAUGAUUUAUAUGUAUAUCAUAAAUUAGAUCAAUAUUUACAAAACCAAGGUCAAUUAGAAAAUAUUAACAAAGAAGUAAAAAAAGCCUAUUUUAGUGCAAAGCACAACAAUAUUGAAUUUAGUAAAGCGUUUAUCGAUGACAUGGUUUCUAUAACAAAUUCUCUUAAACCUGUCUUAACAAAAAAAAUGCAAAUUUCUGAUAAAGAAUAUGAUAAGUUGGCCAAAAUAUCAGAAAAAGAAUUAAUUGAGCUUGAUACUUAUAUUUAUUGGGUUCGUGCCUAUGCGAGCAAG